Drosophila eugracilis is the source of this 871-nucleotide messenger RNA. RefSeq lists its product as uncharacterized. The record is from RefSeq and is a predicted model, not a curated record. The transcript has 2 exons. The coding region runs from base 74 to 871 and encodes 265 amino acids. NCBI's taxonomy places the organism in Eukaryota, Metazoa, Arthropoda, Insecta, Diptera, Drosophilidae.
CAGGAAAAGUGCAAGAGUUUUCCACGCUCCCAACUAAACUUUAAGUUGAAAUCAAAAGCGAAAAUUAUACAAGAUGUUGUGUCGCAGACACAGUUACUUACACUGCCAGCUGUUCCUGCUGCAGAUCCUCGUGGUGCCCUUCCUGGAGGGAUCUCCGGUUUCGAGUCCGGAGAUAGCGAGUAAUAGCAAAUCACCGAAUAGCGUGCAACAGGCACAGCAGCAGCAGCAGCAGCAACAGGAGGCGCAUCUCAACUCUCUGAGUGCCUAUGCCAGCGGCUACAACGUGGCCCAAAACCAAGUUCAGAACCAGGUUCAAACCCAGGUUCUUUCGCCCACGGAUCCUGCAUUUAAGCCCUCCUACAAGAUGCCCGAAAUGGAGACUAACUUCACGCCCAUGCAAACUGCUGGAACUCCAAGUGUGGCCGGUCUACCGUCGACUCCUAUGCUCAUGCAGUACCUCCCGGCCCAGACAAUCCAGGAUGGAUCAGGGAACACGGUCCAGUAUCUUCAGUUAAUCCCCACCCGGCCAAUUAUAGUGCCCAUCUCGCCGUACCUUUCGGCCGCUGCGGCCGCAGGAUCUCCGUCGAUCUCCGCCGGCGGACAACCGGACUUUGGCGGACGGACAGGCCCUGUUUUGAGUGCUCUGCCGCCUAAUUUUGCAGCUCUCCAGGGCUAUGCCGCUGGGUCCAUCAAUCCAGCUGCCGCCUUCCGCAACAGCUACCGGAUAAAUCGUGAGGCCAAGGACAAACACUUUCCGCCCUCUUUUUCGCUAAACCUCAACGAGUAUUUGCCGGCCUCCUCGAUGGGUUUGAGUGGAGGUCAUGAUGCCUCCGCCAACGGCCCACAUGUCUACCUUAGGGCCAGACCUUAG